AUGAUCUUCGCCGCCCGUCAACUUCAGGAGAAGUGCCAGGAGAUGCGGACCCACCUGUACUCUACCUUCGUGGACCUGACGAAAACCUUCGACACGGUGAAUCGUGAAGGACUGUGGAAGAUCAUGCAGAAAUUCGGCUGUCCGGAGCGAUUCACUCAGAUGGUGCGUCAGCUGCACGACGGUAUGAUGGCGCGAGUCACGGACAACGGAGCUGUCUCAGAGGCAUUCGCAGUGGCCAAUGGAGUGAAGCAGGGCUGCGUACUGGCGCCUACCCUCUUCAGUCUUAUGUCCUCUGCCAUGCUGAUGGACGCCUACCGCGACGUACGCCCCCGGAUCCGUAUCGCCUACAGGACGGACGGUCACCUUCUGAAUCAACGACGGAUGCACUUCCAAUCGCGCGUAUCCACAACCACCGUUCACGAACUUAUCUUCGUCGACGAUUGCGCCCUGAACAUCACCUUGGAAGAGGAGAUGCAACGCAGCAUGGACCUAUUCUCCGCCGCCUGUGAGAACUUCGGUCUGAUUAUCAAAACGCAGAAGACGGUGGUCAUGCAUUAA
Messenger RNA from Spirometra erinaceieuropaei, 558 nucleotides. The record is from the annotation of a GenBank genome assembly. Lineage: Eukaryota; Metazoa; Platyhelminthes; Cestoda; Diphyllobothriidea; Diphyllobothriidae.